This is a messenger RNA of Neoarius graeffei (lesser salmon catfish), 967 nucleotides long. Its product is annotated as tripartite motif-containing protein 16-like. The transcript has 3 exons. Gene Ontology annotation, molecular function: protein binding. NCBI's taxonomy places the organism in Eukaryota, Metazoa, Chordata, Actinopteri, Siluriformes, Ariidae. The record is from RefSeq and is a predicted model, not a curated record. The coding region runs from base 9 to 923 and encodes 304 amino acids.
UCAGGAAAAUGGCCGAGGCCAGUAUUUCAGUAGAUCAGCUUUCUGUGGACCAGUUCAUGUGUCCAGUGUGUCUGGAUCUCCUGAAGGAUCCGGUGGCUAUCUCCUGUGGUCACAGUUUCUGUAAGGCGUGUAUUAAUGGCUGCUGGGAUCAGGAGGAUCAGAAGGGCGUCUACAGCUGUCCUCAGUGCAGAGACACUUUCACUACAAGGCCUGUUCUACGCAGAAACAACAUGCUGGCUGAAGUGGUGGAGAAACUGAAGAAGACUGAAGAUCUGAAAAAGAGACUCGAGGAAUUCUGUGAGGAGGAAUUCAACAAAAUCCCUCCACAUGCUGCAGCAGUUCAGAUCAUUUCAGAACCAGAACCACAGAGCAGAGAAGAGUUUCUGAAAUAUUUCUGUUAUCUGACUCUGGAUCCCAACACGGCACAUCGUUUCCUCAUUCUGUCUGAGAAGAACAGAGCGGUGAGAUGCAGUGAGAGAGCGCAGCGUUACUCUGAUCAUCCAGAGAGAUUUGAUUCCUGGCUUCAGGUUUUGUGUAAGGAGAGUGUGUGUGGACGCUGUUACUGGGAGGUGGAGUGGAGCGGUGCUGCUGUGGACAUAUCAGUCUCAUAUAAAGACAUCAGCAGGAAAGGACUGGGUAAUGAGUGUGGGUUUGGACUCAACAAUCAGUCCUGGAGACUGUACUGUUGUUCUUCUUCUUCUCUCUCUUUCUGGCACAACAACAUUAAGACUGAUCUCAGAGUUCCAUCAGCCUCCAGAAUAGGAGUGUAUGUGGAUCACAGUGCAGGAACUCUGUCCUUCUACAGCGUCUCUGACACGAUGAAGCUCCUCCACAGAGUCCACACCACAUUCACUCAGCCUCUAUACGCUGGGUUUAGGGUUUGGUUUUCUGGUUCUACAGUGAGAUUGUGUGAUCCAGAAUAAAAGUGUGUAGUGUUUUCUGUAAAAUUCCUGCACGUUGCCACGUU